UUUUUUUGGCCGGCGGGCUUAGUCAGCGAUCAUAUAUGUCUCCCAUUACCGUUACGACCAUUGGUCUAACGUGUAAGGCAUUCCUCAGUUCCGGUCUCUGUGCGGUCACGGUAAAUGGCUUGCCUACACUCAUUGAGGCCUUGAACAGCUCGCAGAGGGAAAACGGACGUGGCGUUGUAACCGUUUCCAACCAUAUAUCGACACUUGAUGACCCCGUGACAUGGGGGGUACUUCCCGCCAAAUACUACCUUCGAUCGCGGAUGACACGUUGGACGCUUGGUGCUUCCGAUAUCAUGUUUACAAACCCAAUACUCUCGUACUUCUUUACCCAUGGACAAGUACUUGAAACUUUCCGCGGCAAGGGAAUAUUCCAGCGGUCUGUUGAUACCGCCAUAGAGAAAUUGAACAAGGGGGAUUGGAUUCAUUUGUACGGGGAGGGGAAAGUAAACCAACCCAGCACAUACCAAAAAGACAAGGACGGUUUAGCCAUCCUGCCACGCUUUAAAUGGGGAGUCGGCAGAAUUAUUGGUUCGACCACCGCCGUACCAACGGUUAUCCCAAUGUGGAUCACAGGUUUCGACACGCUCAUGCCGGAGGGUCGUCCCUUUCCAUACAACUUCAUGCCACGGAUAGGCGCACGCCUCAGCGUCACAUUCGGCGCUCCCAUUCCUUCGGAUGAAAUCAAAAAAAGGAUUGAACACCUGAGAAAGACUUCGACCGCCGAUUUGGACGUGAACAUACGAACAGAGAUUACCGCCAUUGUACACCAGGCAGUCCAAGCGUUAGGGAGGUCUGUGUCGGGCGUAUCACUGGGAGGAACAGCGGACUCGUAGUUUUUGCCGUCACUAAGUAUGGGGUAUUAGAUCCGAGGCGUAGACCCAGAUGCUAGAUCUAGACUUGCGAUGCUAUAUGCUUCAAUGGUAAUACACAUGUAUUGAUACGAAACGAUGUCAUUGCGAAUCCUACAGUUUU
Messenger RNA from Desarmillaria tabescens, 972 nucleotides. RefSeq names its product acyltransferase-domain-containing protein. The transcript has 6 exons. Gene Ontology annotation, molecular function: 1-acylglycerophosphocholine O-acyltransferase activity. The record is from RefSeq and is a predicted model, not a curated record. Gene Ontology annotation, cellular component: mitochondrial membrane. Gene Ontology annotation, biological process: cardiolipin acyl-chain remodeling; inner mitochondrial membrane organization. The coding region runs from base 36 to 833 and encodes 265 amino acids. Lineage: Eukaryota; Fungi; Basidiomycota; Agaricomycetes; Agaricales; Physalacriaceae.